UUUGGUGGUUAUAGGAGCUGAUGUCUACUUGGCGUUGUGGUACGAGAAGUAUGCAAGGGCUCUAUACAUAAUCGGAAGACCACACCACACGACGGCAUACCCAAUGAACACAAAGGGAACCAAAGAUGUCCUCGGCGCACGCUAGGUUGUCAUUUUUGUAUGGCAUUGGCUCGAGUUUAGUCUAAGUCUACACGGCCCUUCGGUGGCCGGUCACGAUGCGGUCAUCCUGGCGUUGUCGAGGCAAAUUUGAGCAUCGCAAUUCCGCAAACUCGAGGCCGCCUUGAUGAAAAAAAAACAACAUGGAAAAAAAAGGAAUGGUGGGAGGUCAUCCCAUUUGAGUCACUCAAAAAAAUGCCUUCGUUACGCUAUCGCCCUGAAAUGCUGGCAGAUGUGCCAGAAGAGCGCAUUUCCUUCCUGAAGCAAUAUGAGGACUGGUUUACUGUGGAGACACCCAAACUCAAGAAGAUCACCAAUCACUUCGUGAAAGAGCUGGACAAGGGCCUCUCAAAGGAGGGCGGCAACAUACCUAUGAAUGUGACUUGGAUAACGGCAUUCCCCAAUGGCAGUGAAGAAGGACGAGUGCUGACUAUAGAUAUGGGCGGUACAAACCUCCGUGUCUGCGAUGUAUACCUCCCAGCUGGUAGGAGGGAUUUCGAACAAACCCACAAAAAGUACAAACUGCCCGAGGAAAUCAAGACGGGCACCGGAGAACAACUUUGGGGUUGGAUCGCCGAUUGCCUGAAGUCUUUCAUGGAAGACAAGCGCAUCGAGGCACCGGAGGGCGAAAAAUUCUCGUUGGCUUUUACAUUUUCUUUUCCAGUCUAUCAGUGCCAGAUCAGACAUGGUGUCCUUCAACGCUGGACGAAGAAUUUCAAUGUGACGGGGGUCGAAGGCCACGACGUGGUGCAGCAGCUUGAGGCGGCCAUUGAGAGGAAACAACUUCCAGUCCAAAUCGUAGCCUUGAUCAACGACACGACGGGCACGCUUCUUGCCUCGCAUUAUUGCGAUCCUCACGUCAAAGUGGGCUCAAUUUUUAGCACGGGUUGUAAUGCUGCAUACAUGGAAUAUUGCAAGAACAUCCCAAAGCUGCAGGGAAACGGACUUGCAGAAGACGCGACGGUCAUCAUCAACACCGAGUACGGUGCGUUUGAUAAUGAUCGCAAGGUCCUUCCCCGAACACCUUUCGAUGUACAGAUCGACCAGCGAUCCGUCCGACCUGGAACGCAGAUUUAUGAAAAGAUGGUGGCUGGACUGUACAUCGGCGAAAUGCUUCGUCUAGUGUUGGUCACGCUCUGGGAGGAAGGCAAGCUCUUUCAAGGCCAAGACAUCAGUCGCCUCCGAAGAGAGCAUGCCGUCGACGCGACGUUUCUCUCAAUCGCGGAGCUUGAUAUCACAGAGGGGCUCAGGGAUAUGCGUGCUGAGUUUGAAGAGAACUUUAGCUUGUCACCAAGCAUGGAUGAUCUCAAGAUAUGCCGGUAUCUAAUCGGCCUAAUUGGCAAGCGUGCGGCGCGCCUCUAUGCAUGUGGAAUCGCGGCCAUAUGCAAAAAAACCAAUACCUUGAGAUGCCAUGUUGGCGUGGAUGGCGCAGUGUUCAAUAAAUACAGUGGCUUCAAGUCGCGGGCAUCCCAGGCUCUACGCGAAAUCUUCGACUGGCCGGCAGAGGAGUUGGACCUGAUCGCGCUCAAUCCGUCGCAGGAUGGUUCAGGCGUCGGUGCAGCACUGGCUGCAGCUUUGACCACGGGAUGCGAAAGCAGAGGCAGAUCAGCCAAGACUGCUUUUCUUGUUUAGAUGAAUAGAGAGAUCACAAUAUAGAAGAA
Molecule: messenger RNA, 1817 nt
Organism: Penicillium brasilianum
Lineage: Eukaryota; Fungi; Ascomycota; Eurotiomycetes; Eurotiales; Aspergillaceae
Source: the annotation of a GenBank genome assembly